AAUGCCAACGCCAGCGUGCUCUCGUCCGGCGGCACCAAGAUCCCCCGACUCAACAGCCUGUCGCAGUCGCGCCGCAAGCCAAUCUCCCUGCGCAAGGCCAUGGAGCUGGCCGAGGGCGAGGAGGAGGCGGCCAAGAUGAUGCUCGAGGCCGGCAUGGACGACCCCGUCGCCGUCGACGGCUCCCCCAGUCCGGCUCCGCGGCCCUGGAGGACGCGCACCGCCUUGGAGGUGUCGCAGCUGCAGCGCGAGCUCGGCGCCGACCAUCUCGACACAAAGGCCCGCAGCAAGAUUCCCUCGGCGCGCAACUCCAACCUCAGCGCGACGCUCGUCAGCGGCAGGGAAGGCGCCAUAUCGCCAGCCAGGGGCAGCAGCGGCCUCCCCUUGCGUGCCGGUGCCGGUCACGCUCACACGGGGGGGAACAGGGAGGGCACCGCUACUACCGCCACCACCGCCUCCAGCGGCCUUCCGUCGCUCGUCCCGGGCAUCGAGGACAUCCCGCUGCCGUCCGUCGAGCCUGCCCUGUCCGCAGCAACGCUCGUCCAGCCAUCGUCGCCCUCUCCUGGCAAGAGCUUCGUCUGGCAGAUGGACGAGGAUUUUACUGGAAGCGACUUGCAAAUCUCCGACAGUCCGCGCGUUAGAGUCGGGACUCGGCCGUUUGCCAGCCGCCUAGGAUUCACCCCCGACGCCAAGCAGGACUUUGACAAGCUGCCUCGAAUCACCGCCCCCGGCUCUCGCAACAGCAAGCUGGACGAGAUUCGAUCGCUCGAGCUCCGCGCAAACGGCAGCCACAUUCCCCUCGCAGGCGCCGGUCGACCGAAGCCGCAGAAUACAAAGCUAGACGAGAUCCUCAAGAGAGAAGCGCAGGUGGAGCGCCAGAUCCCGCUCGCCAGCAGACACCUGGACGGGCCGAGAAACAACACCAAGAUUGACGACAUCAAACAGCGCGAGGCCGACGGCAUGUCGAAGCGGGCGUACGCGGCUGUUCGCCUACAAGAGAUUAAAGAGCAAAACUCCAUGGCGCGCCCCCGCUCGCCGGACGAUGAGUCCAACCGUCGACCAACCUUUGGGCUGGCGCGGCGACGGCUGGCAAAGACCGAGGUGGCCGAGGAGGUGAAGAAGGAGGAAGCGCCGCCGCUGCUGCGUUCAAGAACGUCCUUUGGCGGCGGCCAGUUUGGCCGGCAGGUUGAAGAUACACCGAUGACAGACUACAAUCCGGGCCCAAAGCACGCAGGCGAACAGGAGAAGAAGGAAAGCAAUGCGGCAGCGGCAGCCGCAUCGUCGCGGACCCAGGAGCUGGAAAAGAGGCUCGAUAGCGCCGAGCAGCAGAUUGAGGCUCUGCUGGGCAACCGGCGGCCGUUGGAGCGGCGGCCCGACGAGCGAGAGCUGCUGCGCCGGCUGGCAAGGGCCGCCAGCUCCAGCCCGCCAUUCGAGGACGAGCCGCGGUCGAACCAGCUGCCCACGCCUCCGCCAGGCGAUGAGGAAAAGGAAAACAAGGAAUCCACCACCAAGUCCAUUGCCGACCGAAUCGCGUCUCGCCUGUUUCCGCGACGCGCCUCCACCGGCGAGAAGCCUGCCCCAACCACCUGGAACACUGCUACAAGUCCUGCCCCGACCACCUGGAACACCUCUACAAGUACGACCACUGCCUGGAACACCCUCGCGAAUACCGGCACCGCUCCCGACGCCAAGGAGCCCGAAAAAGCAAAGCCCAGCGUGGCAUUCACUGGCCUGCAGCGCACGCGAUCCGUCGAUUCAACUAAGAGCAAGCGGUCCAGCAUGCAGUCGGAGCCAGACCCCACGGCCAGGAUCGAGGCCGAGAUGAAGCUGUUUGCGCCGUCCGACAACCACUCCGAACGCGGCUCUCUGCGCGCGCCGUCUCCGCCUCUUGACGACUCGGACCUGGACGACCAGGCUCUCAGCAAGCAGCCAUCGUCGGAUGCAACACCAAAGCCCUCCAAGCCCGACCCGUUGACCAUGGGGACGCCCAAGGUCACCGGCGCCUACGUCGAGACGCCCGUGUCGGUCAAGACAGAAAAGCUGGUGCUGAAGCCGGAGCCCAAGACUGAAGAAGACGCCCCCAAGCAGGUCGAAACCAAGCCAGUCGAGUCAAAGUCGGCGCUGCUCUUCCGUGACAGGAAGCCCAGCUUCUCCUCGUGGAGGACCAAACAGAGGAACCAAGACCAGGAUACCCUCUCCGACCCCGGCACGACGGACGACGGCGGCGACAUUGGCGCGUCGGCGCUGGCAGCAGUCAAGAAGCCGCGGGCCAAGUCGCUGCCCCGACCCCGGCCACCCUUGAAGAACUCGGCCAGGCCUCCCUCGGUCAAGGACGACCUGAUGGAGCUGCGCCGCGAGUACAACAUUGACGACUCGACAUAUGACGACCUGGACGAGAUGCUGGCCAACGCAAGAAAGAUGGCCAAGCUCGCCGUCUCGGAAAGCGGCUCCGCUGCUCGUUCCAAGGGCACCGAUCUGGACCUCGAUCUGGACCUCGACUUCGACUUUGACUCAGAGUCUGACGUUCCCCCCGUGGUCAAGAGCGAGCGCGUCAAGGAGGCAGAACGAUCCAACUCCGACGGCGAGAUUGCCGCUUUCGAGAGGAUGAACAAGACGCUGCAGACGGGCCUCUUGCGGAUCCGCUCGGCCAAGCAGGGCAUCGAGCGCAUCGAGGACCGCUUCUCCCGC
Molecule: messenger RNA, 2685 nt
Organism: Trichoderma citrinoviride
Lineage: Eukaryota; Fungi; Ascomycota; Sordariomycetes; Hypocreales; Hypocreaceae
Exons: 2
Source: RefSeq, a predicted model, not a curated record